Equus caballus (horse) is the source of this 4251-nucleotide messenger RNA. The record is from RefSeq and is a predicted model, not a curated record. NCBI's taxonomy places the organism in Eukaryota, Metazoa, Chordata, Mammalia, Perissodactyla, Equidae.
CGGUUCCGUCUGCAACCUUUUGUGCUGCAGGCAAGGUGCUGGUGAUGGGUGGGUGGGUUGGGAGGGUGCCCCAGUCACCGAUCCUCGGUGCCAGCCCCCGUUGCGGCGCCGCCCCUUCCUCCCUGCCUCGUGUCGGGACCGGGCGCGCGGUGCCCGCGCGGUGCUGGGGAACCCCGGCCGGGUGGGCCUCCGGGAUGGGCGGCGAGGCGGCCCCAGCAGCCCCCAACCUCGGCGGGCUGGUGCUCGGGCACCCGAGUAGGGGGACCGGGGGCCGGUGAACUGGGUGGGGCCCUUGCGGGGUGCUGGGAUCCCGCGGUUCCUUGGCACAGGGGUGGGGCCGGAGACGCCGUGAGUGUGCAGCGCGUGUGAGUGAGUGUGCGGGGGCGUGCGCCCCCGUGUGCGCGCGGCGUGCGCUCGCCGGGAGGUGCGGGCGCCUGGCGGCCCGGAGCGCCUCUCCCGCGCUGCAGCGGCGCGGAAGUCGGGGCGCGUUGGCGCGCACGCUCGCUCUGCCGCCGUGCCCGCUCCGCGGGGCGGCGGGCAGGGGCCCCGCCGGGAAGCAGCUGCUUCCCGGGUCUGCUGUGCCCCUCGACGCGCGCGCCGGCUGCGGCUGCCCGGGCCAGAUAGCGCCUCGGGGCAGCCCUGGCGGCCUUAUCUCGCCGGCCCUUCUCACCCGCGCGGCGAUCCGGGGGCGAGGCCGCCGCGAGCCCGCAGCCCGCUGCUCGUGUACCGAUGCGGCGGGGGCAGCCGGCCGGCCGUGGCCGGGGGCGCGCGUGGGCACUGGGGCCGGGCGCUGGCCAGGAGCGAAAGCGGCAGAUGCCCUUGGGCAUCGCCGCCCUCGCCCCACCUGUCGCGGGUGGACUUCGGGGCGGGUGGGAAGCGGAGAAAAGGGGUUUCCAGGCGGGCGGCCGUCAGACCUUGAGCAGGCGGCCCCAUUGUGAAGCUGCCAAACUCUCUCUAGUGGUGGAAUCUGCAAAUCUCUGCCAGAAAGGAGAUGGGAACUCGAAGGGAAUGAUGGCCCCGUCCUUUUCCCCUUGCAAGUGUUCCACAUCCUUAGGGUCUCUCUGCCUCUCCACCCAGGCGACUUUGCACCCGGGGAGUAUCUGGAGUAGAGCAGAAAAAUUAUUAUGCCUCUGUUCUCUUGGGACUCAUUGGAAAUUGUACAGUGACGUCUUCUGGGAUCUAGUCUGGGAAAUGGCAGAAAUCCUAACCAGCCAAAUGAUACAACUUUAAAUUUCCUGUGGAGGAAAGGUCAGUAAUGUUCUGUUCACUGGGGACAAUCUCAGCACAGCAAGCAAUCCUUCUGAUUAAAAUUCCUGUUGAGAGCUAGUGAUUUGUCUGAUUGAAAAGUUAAGUAGGUCCUUAAUCACCUAGAUAAGAUGACAUCACUGAGGCAUCAUAAACUGCCCAACAGAUGAAUAACCCCUCUCAAAUAUCAACUUCAUUUUCAAAUUGGAAAACAAAAACAUAGGGCUGCCAUUUAACAGCAACUAUUUAUAGUUCUGUGAUGUAAGGCCUCCAGUUUCCUAUAAUUCCCAUUGUUUUCUAAAAAUAAAGACCCAUUUAACCGAGGACGACUGACAAGUGAUCUUGUGAUGGAUUUGAGUUAUUGUUCAGUGUGUAAGACUAGGGAGAGUAGCACAACAUCAUGUCAGCACUGCUGGAAACCUCUGGCUUGACGGGGCACCCGCUGCCUUUGUCCUCUGUAAAUACCUGUUUGCACACUGGUACUGUUGAGAAAAUAACACUCUUGUGGUUGGUUUCUGCUUUUCCAGUUGAAAACACAGGCCUUUUAAAAGAUGAGCACACAGCCAGCAUAUUUAGUUGGAAUCAAGCGACAGACCUAAUGAAUUAGGUCAGCGUCAAGAUCCAGCUCCCCUCCCCCAUCCUUAAAGUUCUUGUUUUUAAACGUGGGAAUUUUGUAUCUGUAUCACCUACAUCUGACUAGGGCCUUCCUAUGAAGUCUCAAGAUAGCCUUUAUCCUGAAUUAAAAUAACCUGAGAUGCACUAUUUUAACUAGAGGUCAACAAAAUGAUGUUACGUCCUUGUUAAUGUUACUAAUAUUAGAUUUUACUUGGCAGUCCCUCGUUAUACUUUACUUCUAUAUUUUCUGUCUCAAUUUUUAUGUGCACUGCACUGCAGUGUCUAUUGUUUUUCUUUCUGGUAAGCCAGAAGAAAGUAAUGAAAAAUAAAAGUUAAGAAAAGACAUACAUGCCGAUUAGGUGCAUUUCCAGUCCUGCUUUGCAAUCACAUGUACUUCCUGUCUUCCCCUGCUUCAUGGGGUAUGCAGGGAGCUCCUGAGGAGAGCCAGGGACUGUGUCUGAUUCCAGAAAGGCCCUGAGAGCCCUUGUUUGAGGCUGCUCAUCCUGUCAGUGCUGAAGGGCUGAAGGAGAAUGUGGGGUUUCUCACAACUGGUAAACCCUGACAUUUUGUCUUUAGUCUCUUUUCAGUGUGAACUCUGUCAGAUACUCUGAGAAGACACCCAAUUACAGUCUGAAUUGCUAUCCACUGUCUCAAACUGCUCAAGAAAAGGGCCUUCUUUUCCAGAAUAUGAUAGCAUAUGUGUUUUCCGAGCUUUGAGCUUUUCAUAUGAAAUGACAAUAAAUUGUGCAUGAAGGUGAAACACUGAGGAUGAUGCAGCCUCAUUAAAUUGAAUUUAGUGGAUGGUUAAUUCUGAUGACUCUGAGAUAUUGCUCAUUCUGAAGUAGGCACGUUGGUGCCAGGAAAGUCCUUGAUGCGUUUGGCAUGGAACUGUGACAUUUAGCUAUUAGGCUAGAGUGAAAUAUUUCGAAUAGAGCUGAGGGCUAAGAACUCGAGUGGUCUCACUUCUAAUGCAUUUGGGUAGUUCUCUGUGUGCCUAAUUACAAUUAAGAAUAUUAUAGAUUUCCUAAGUAGUAAAUAUAUAUAUGGUCUUUAUUCAAAUGGAUUUGGCAGCCUUACUGGUCACAUAAAUUUGGGAUCUAUUUUUAAAUGUCUACAUUGCACAUUUUCAAUUAUCAGAAUGCAACCAUGCAUUGUGUGUGAAAAUGAAUUUAAAAUGAGGAACAAUAACUGAAAUAUAUGACAAAGGGGGAAACACUAACGCUUAGUAGGUUUUACAAAACAAAAUAAUUUCAUUUUUUUUUAAAAGGAUACAUAUUGUAGGAAGCAAGGAACAAAUGAAGACAAGUUCAUGGACUGAAACCUUGAUAAAAGUUUCUCUGUGGACAAAUAAAAUAAUCAUAAAAAUGGAAAAAAAUAAAAUCCUUUAAACAUUUUUGCUGAGCCCAACGUGCAGUUUCACACUACUAAGUAUUGAUAAGGCUGGGGAACCCCGAGAAGGGGAAUAGAGCUUUCUCUGACCGUUCAUGUACAAUUAGCUACAGGUGUUGUGUCGUGAGUGGUAAUCUGAAUUUUAACCCCAGUUCUGUAGUAUCCACUUUCAAGGCCUUGCUGCUGUGAAAUUAUUUUGCUUUGGUACUGAAUGGGUUUUCAUUAGUGAAUCUUCAUAUUUUAGAGAGAGAAAAAAAGUCAAAACUACCUUGUCUGCUUGGUGACCGUAAGUGCUUUGCGUCGUGAUUUGCUGACACUAAGGAGGGGUGUAUGUGGGUAACAGACCUUAUCAUACAGUCUCUGUCUCAAAUGCUACUGAGGCUGCACAGGGGUCAGACAAGGACACCAGCAAUCUGCAAAAGUGGAUUGUUUUCAAGAAGGCUCCAGAUGGGAUUUUACUUAUUUAUUUAGAUUUCCUUUGGAGAUCCAUCCAGUUUUGAUGCAUCAGACAUUGAUAUAAAUAAGCAAAACAUAAUGAUCUAGACUUGUCUUUAGUGAUUUGUAAGACAUCCUAUUUUUCUAUCAUUCUUUGUGAUUUUCUACAAUUUAUUCUGGAAGAGUCUAGAAAAAUCACAUCUCUCAUACCUAGCAUAAAAAGUACCCAACAAUAGUAAUUGACUGUAUUUGGCUAAAUUUACUACACAUUUAGGGGAACUAAAAUUUUGAAUAUUUAAUAAUGCAUUUAAAAAUAUUUACCAAGGUCAGUAUUUUAAAUCAUUGACUCUGUCAGGGACACUUUCACCUCCCACUGUAUCUAAAAUUGCAAAACCACUUCCAACUAUCCCUAUACACUUUCUCUGCUUUGUUUUUUCUCUUAGCAUUUAUGAUUAUCUAACACUCUAUCAGAAUGUAAACUCCAUCAGGGGUGGGAUUUUGUCUGUUUUGCUCAUUUUUGUGUCUCCAUUGCUUAGAACAGUGCCUGGCACAUAGUUGGCACCACAU